Molecule: messenger RNA, 613 nt
Organism: Darwinula stevensoni
Lineage: Eukaryota; Metazoa; Arthropoda; Ostracoda; Podocopida; Darwinulidae
Source: the annotation of a GenBank genome assembly
UCAGGAGAGCAGGUCCCGCCCACAAAUCACACCUUAAAAUCGCAUUUAAGGGGUCUGGGAGACACAAUCCACAUCAGAAGGUCCCACGACAACAAGCUGCAUCAUGUACGUCGCUGCACCUCUUCUCGUUCUAUUCUUCCAACGGCUGGCGUCCGCCUUCCCUGUGGACGGCGAUGAAGAGUGGCUAUCCAAAUCCCGAAUUCUUCCUGACAUUCUGCCCGACAUUUCGGCCUUGAAGAACCAAUUCCAAGGGGUCGACUGGGAUGGCGUUGGAGGUGCAGCUGCGUGGGCAGGAGGGAAGGUGGCCGAAGGAGCCGUAGGGGAAAGCGGAAAGGACAUCUUCGAUUGGGCGAAGGAUUUUGCCAAAUCGAAAAAGCUGAAAGGAGCAAACGCCAAGGUGGCGGAGUUCGUGCUGAAAUCGUUGGCCGCUGGAAUCCUGCGAGAGGCAGGGGCUGACAUCUACGACUGGGGCAAGGGGAAGGUAAAGAAGCAUUUUUAAAACUGAUCGACGAAAUUUGUUGAUUCCCGCGCUCCGCGUUUUUUUUCAAUUUCUGUUCUGUGGUGGGGGUCAGACCCAUGUUUGCUGUUUUAAUAAAGUUGAUGUUCAGCUAAA